AUGGUUGAAACCGCUCGACGACGCCAGAAAACAACAGGCAAAAUGGAGUUCGAAGACAAUAUCCUCCAGACCAAGGGCUUUCUCCAGGGAACAGCCCUCAUCCUCCCUCUUGACCUUGCUUUACUGGCCGACUUCUUGUCACUCGCACGGAAUGCCGGGUCAACCGGACACCAAGUGUUGGUUCAGUUAGAAGAGGUCCGCAAUGGAUGCCAACUCCUCAUCAACAGUGCUUCUGCACACAAUCGACUACCACAGCAGGUGGAGGGCCGUCUUUUUCUGGUACAGCUGUAUGCGCUCGCGCGGUCGCAUUCCACAAUGAAGGUUGGAGAGAAGUUGAGACAGGAAGCUCAUAAUAUUCUUGAUGAAGCCAGGCAUCUUUGCAUGCAAUACUCCGGGCAAACACAGGGGUUGGCUGAGGAAAUUGACGGCGCUGAAAAGAUGCUCUCAGGAGGAACCUUCUACACUGCCGUCACCAACGAGGAGCGCAUAGCGGUCAUCUCAGCCAUGGCGCGCGAAUUCCGAGGCACUGGACAUUGGUACUAUUGCCGCAACGGACAUCCAUUCACCAUCGGAGACUGUGGAGCAGCGAUGCAGUUUGAGUAUCCGGAGUGCGGCAGCCCUGUAGGAGGCCAUGCCACGAGGCUGGCAGAGGGAGUUACCAGGGCAAAUGAUAUGGAGAGAGCUCUGACGGAUGAGUUGGAAAGAAACCUGGGAAAUCUGGCGCUGUGA
Messenger RNA from Penicillium alfredii, 729 nucleotides. RefSeq names its product NF-X1 finger and helicase domain protein. Lineage: Eukaryota; Fungi; Ascomycota; Eurotiomycetes; Eurotiales; Aspergillaceae. The record is from RefSeq and is a predicted model, not a curated record. Bases 1 to 729 code for a protein of 242 amino acids. The transcript has a single exon.